GGCCAAAAAAUACGAAUUCAUCCUUGGGAUGCUGGCAAAUGGAUCGAACUUUCGGGCUGUUGGCGGCUCCGUUAUUCAGUCGGCCACCAACCUCCGACGACCAAGCAUGGCCCACCGAGCGCCCACGACCCGCGCACCGCCCAACGGCCCGGACGGGUUUCCGCCAAUGCACAUGCUGCAAGCCAUGCUCAACCAAGCGCAACGCUCCGUCGACAAGCUCAACAAGAUCAACGACAAGAAGAGAAACGGCGACAACCACGCAAGCGACGACGAUGACGAUGCAUCGGACGACGACGACGCAUACGACGACGACGGCAACGCUAACGAGCGCCUCGACAUGUUUGGCAACCCGAUGCCCCGGGCCACGCGCCGCAAGCCGGCGUCGGCGGCGCGCCUCACGCUGCGUCUCAAGCAAAUGUUUGUGCCCCGGCGCUGCGAAGUGGUCGACUGCGACCUCGACGGCGCCGAUGUCAAGCCGUGCGCCAAGUGCCGCUGCGUCUUUUACUGCGGCCGCGACCACCAGCGCCAGGACUGGGCCCGCCACAAGAUCGACUGCAAGCACAUUGCGAGCCUCGGCCUCUCGGGCAUCCCGUACGACGAAGACGAAGAGCUCGAGAAGUUUCCAUUUGACGUGUUUCCCGUCGUCAACUCGACGGUCGACACGUGCUUUGUCUGCGGCGCCGGCGAGAGCGAGGUGCAUUUGGGCGUCACCGAGUGCUGCGGCCUCGUCGUUUGCGACAACGAGCACGAGUACCUCAUGGGCAGCUACAGCCGCAAGCACUGCUGGCGGUCGCACGGAAAAUAUACGACCUGCGGGUUUCACAAGAAGGAGGGCCACGGUCACCCCGACUGGCGCACGUGCCCGCACAUGGAGUGCGUCAAGCAGCGCGAGAACCGGUCGGACCCGCGCGGCGGCGGUGGCGGGCGGAGCUGGUACGCGACCAACGGCUUCAACGCGACGCCGAUGCUCGCCUCCGACAUUCCCAAAGGCAGCAUGCUCACGGGCAAGUGCGCGACGUGCCCACGCCGCAUUGCCGACGGCUGGGACAACGUGGCGAUGACCAAGGAUGGCACACUCUGCACUGUCUGCGGCAAAGUGCCUCCCGGCGCGCCCCCGGGUGGUGUGUCGUUCCAACUGCGCUAAGUGGUCUCGCCACUCAACGAUCCAACUAUCCAAGUAUCCAAGAACCGCAAACACGAUACGUAUUAGCCUACGACGUCGCUACUCGAUCGGUUUGCUCAAUGCUCCAUGAUACCACGUGCCUUUGUUUCGGGCAGCCACUUGUAAAACACAGCCAAGCAGACUGCGUACGUCAAGCCAUAGCCACCAAAGGUCGCGCCGACCCCAAUGCUCUCAAAGAGCGAGAGCAUCGUGCCGUUGAUGAGGAGCGAGAACGCCGACAUGGCGAACGUGCAGUAGCUCAUGUAGCGCGCGCGGACCGCGCCAUGACCAAACAUCUCCGAGACGAUGAGCACAAAGAGGAGGCCCGGGCCGCACGUUUGAAAGACGACGAGGAGCGCGAGCGCCAGAAUGAGCACGUUCGAAGCUGCCGAGUGCGGCGUGUCGAUCGACGGUACAAAUUCAAAGAGCACAAAGCAGGCGAGAAAGGCGACGACGACGACCGUGUGCGUCACGAGGUAGAUGUGGCGCCGCGAGUACUUGCGCACGAGGAACACCAUGGCAA
Saprolegnia diclina VS20 is the source of this 1685-nucleotide messenger RNA. RefSeq lists its product as hypothetical. Bases 29 to 1144 code for a protein of 371 amino acids. The record is from RefSeq and is a predicted model, not a curated record. NCBI's taxonomy places the organism in Eukaryota, Oomycota, Saprolegniomycetes, Saprolegniales, Saprolegniaceae. The transcript is spliced from 2 exons.